This is a messenger RNA of Uloborus diversus, 1332 nucleotides long. RefSeq names its product sulfide:quinone oxidoreductase, mitochondrial-like (gene Sqor). The transcript is spliced from 9 exons. Gene Ontology annotation, cellular component: mitochondrion. The coding region runs from base 1 to 1332 and encodes 443 amino acids. The record is from RefSeq and is a predicted model, not a curated record. Lineage: Eukaryota; Metazoa; Arthropoda; Arachnida; Araneae; Uloboridae. Gene Ontology annotation, molecular function: FAD binding; sulfide:quinone oxidoreductase activity.
AUGUUUCUCAAGAUCAUUUUGAAAGUAAGAUACCCUCCUAUUCAGCCUAACUGGAUGUCAGCAUUAUUUUCAACUUCUUCAGAGUCUAACCAGUUGCAGAAGAAAAUUGUCAUAGCUGGUGGAGGUACUGGAGGAAUUACAAUGGCUGCAAAAUUACUUGGAAUUGGAGAAAAAGAUGUGACAGUGAUAGAACCAAGUGAGAUGCAUUAUUAUCAACCACUUUGGACUUUGGUUGGAGGACGAAAAGUACGCUUGGAAAAAUCUGGUCGCUCAACGAGCAGUAUCAUGCCUCAAGGAGCCAACUGGAUUCAGGAUACCAUAGUCCAAUUGGAUCCAACUAAUAACUCUAUCUAUACUGAAAAAUAUGGUCAAAUUGAAUAUUCUUAUUUGAUUGUUGCAUUGGGCUUGGAACUUGCUUUUCACAAGAUAAUUGGACUUCCUGAAGCUUUAGAUACUGCAGGUGUUUGUUCCAACUACUCACACAAGACAGUGCAGAAAACUGCUCAAGCUCUCAAAGAAUUCAAAGGAGGGAACGCUAUUUUCACCCAACCAGUGAAUCCUAUUAAAUGUGCUGGAGCUCCUCAAAAAAUUGCAUAUCUAUCUGAAGAAUAUUUCAGAAAAAAUGGAAAAUUGGAAGGGACAAAUAUUAUCUUCAAUACUGCCUUGGGUAAAAUAUUUUCUGUUCCUGUGUAUGGUGCUCUGCUAGAGGAAGUUGCUAAGAAAAAGAAUAUCACUGUUAACUAUUUGCAUAACUUAAUUGAAGUUAAACCAGAAUCAAAAGAGGCUAUUUUUCAAAAACUUGAUCCUAAAGGAAAUGAAGUAGACAAACAAGCAUUUAAGUAUAACAUGCUACAUAUCACACCACCAAUGGUAGCUGCAUCAGUUGUCCGGAAAAGCAUUUUAGCUGAUUCUUCUGGUUUUAUGGCUGUCAAUAGAUUUACUCUUCAGUCCACAAAAUUUUCCAACAUAUUUGGCAUUGGUGACUGCACAAAUUUACCUACUUCUAAAACUGCUGCUGCAGUAGCUGGCCAAUCUGGCAUCUUGCUCAAAAAUAUAAAACUUGCAAUGGAUGGUAAAGAACCUGCAUAUAAAUAUGAUGGCUAUACUUCUUGUCCUCUGGUUACUGGUUAUAAGAAAUGUGUUCUGGCUGAAUUUAAUUAUGAAUUGGAGCCUUUGGAAACUCUUCCAAUAAAUCAAGCUAAGGAAAGAUACAUUUCAUAUUUUAUUAAGAAAGAAAUUUUACCUAUUGUAUACUGGAAUUUUAUGCUGAAAGGCAAAUGGUCUGGUCCUUCCACUAUUAGAAAAUUCUUACAUCUGGGGAUGUCAAAAUGA